AUGGCACCCUCAGUGUAUAUCCUCCUACAGCGCGACACAGAGUCCACAGUCAUAAUUUCCUCGGUUUAUCUCGACCUCCAAGACGCCAACGCCGCGCUUCUUCAACUCGCACAAGAAGCAGGCGUCGACCCUGCAACUGUCAAGCCCACUGCUGCUGCGACUGGUUCAGAUCAGCCCUCGCUUGUCAAAGAACCUUUACGGUGGGAGGCAGCCGAUGGAACUGCCGCUUGGGUUGAGCGUCACACUGUAACGAGUCGCAAGACGCAUGUGACAGGCUCUGCUGGUGCGGCCGAUAAGCCUGGGUUGAAGAGAAAUGACAGUCGGUUGUAUGUCAACGAUGACGAUGAUGUUAUCGAGGUUACCGACCAUGAUGGACACUACGACUAA
Molecule: messenger RNA, 387 nt
Organism: Fusarium venenatum
Lineage: Eukaryota; Fungi; Ascomycota; Sordariomycetes; Hypocreales; Nectriaceae
Source: RefSeq, a predicted model, not a curated record